AAAACGUAAGUUAUUUUUGUGGAUGUAAUGCCCCCCAGACGGGAAGUCGAUGUGCAGUUAAGCAAGAAGUUAUCCUGGUUGCUGCGGCACGGUGCAAAAACAGAGGGAAUUCCAAUUCGCGAAGAUGGUUUUGUUAGUGUCUCCGAUCUGCAGGAGCACCCGCGAUACAGAUCUCUUACCUUAGAAAAACUGCAGGAAAUUACAUCUGCGGAUGCCAAGCAACGAUAUACCCUUCGCUGGAAUCCAGAUCGUGGGGUCCAUGAGAUUCGCGCCAAUCAGGGGCACUCGCUGGCGGUGGUUGAGAGCGAGACUGGCGGUCUGGAGAGGAUCACUCAAUUGGAACAGAUUCCCCUGGCUGUCCAUGGCACCUACCGACGUCAUUGGGAAGCGAUAAGGACCCAAGGUCUAAAUAGAAUGAAGCGCAACCAUGUGCACUUCGCUAGCAGCGAUAAAACCAGUUGCGUCUUAAGUGGAUUCCGUAGUGAUUGCCAGAUUUUGAUAUAUCUAAAUGUAGAAAAGAUUCUAGCGGAUGGUAUACCCAUCUUUCGCUCCAGCAAUAAUGUAAUACUCUGCCCUGGAAUCAGUGGCCUCAUACCUAAAUCGUAUUUUCUACGUGUAGUGGACAGAAAAUCAGGGCAGGCACUCACUUACUGAUAAUUUUCUCUUAAAUAAACCU
Molecule: messenger RNA, 676 nt
Organism: Drosophila ficusphila
Lineage: Eukaryota; Metazoa; Arthropoda; Insecta; Diptera; Drosophilidae
Product: tRNA 2'-phosphotransferase 1
Exons: 1
Coding region: 28-654 (208 amino acids)
Biological process (GO): tRNA splicing, via endonucleolytic cleavage and ligation
Molecular function (GO): tRNA 2'-phosphotransferase activity
Source: RefSeq, a predicted model, not a curated record